AUGGCUACGCAACAUGACUUGUUCCGAGACAUAUGGGACCAAUUAAGUGAAAAACUACCAAAAGCAGAACUUGAGGUGGCAGGAUCAAUUGCAAGGCUUAUAUGGAACAGAAGAAAUGAGGCAGUGCACGGUAAGAAAUUCAGACACCCCAACUCUAUUCUCCAGAAGGCCUAUGAGGACACAAGACUGUUCAACGCUGCCAAGGUUUUUGUUAAGUCUCCUGGCGUAGUAACCUGUCCUGAAGAUAAGCCUUCCUGGAAAAAGCCUCCUGAUGGGAAGUACAAAGUUAACUGGGAUGCUGCGUUAAAUGAAUCUUUGGGAGUAUUAGGCAUUGGAGCCAUUAUCAGAGACAGCCAAGGUAUGGUCUUAGGAACUAUCAGAGCAAGAAGAAACAUAAGAGUCUCCCCUUUUACUGCCGAAGCUUAUGCAAUGUUGAUGGCAAUCCUUUUCUGCAAGGACACUGGAGUUACUAACAUAGUGCUUGAAGGGGAUUCACUGCAGGUAGUCAAACAGAUGCAGAAGUCUGUCAAGGAUUGGAGUCAUGGUGGUCUAAUUAUUGAAGAUGUUAAAGCUAUAAUGAAGUCCUUUCCUGGCUGGAGCAUUGGACACAUAAGAAGGGAUGCUAAUAUGGCAGCUCAUUUGCUAGCCAAGGAUGCCCUUAACAGUGUUGAAGACUCUUUUUCCCUUGAAAACUUCCCUAGUUGUAUUGAGCAUAUCAUUUGUAAGGAACUCGUGUAA
Messenger RNA from Juglans microcarpa x Juglans regia, 738 nucleotides. RefSeq lists its product as uncharacterized. Bases 1 to 738 code for a protein of 245 amino acids. Gene Ontology annotation, molecular function: nucleic acid binding; RNA-DNA hybrid ribonuclease activity. The transcript has a single exon. NCBI's taxonomy places the organism in Eukaryota, Viridiplantae, Streptophyta, Magnoliopsida, Fagales, Juglandaceae. The record is from RefSeq and is a predicted model, not a curated record.